AAUACAUUAAAACCACAAUAAAACAGACCCACCAAGAACUAAUAAUAACGAAUAAUAUAAAAUACCUUUAACAAAAAUAUUCACAAAUUAGUAACUAUUCGACAAGAGAAGUCUUAACAUCAAAGAUGAAAAUUUGGCAACUUUUAGCAAUUAUAUUAGUGCUAGUAUUAAGCUACACUCAAGGGGAGAUACAAAUUUUACGCGAGGUUAAUGUUUUGUAUUCAGAUUCUCAACGUCAAAAAACUAUAUCUUUGAAAAAUGAAAAUACUCCCGAAGAAGAAUUAAUUAUAGAGGGCACACAUGUGCUGAAAAUAUUUUCCAAAGAUAAUCCAGAUUUUGUUUAUCGUAUUGAAACGAUUUAUGUGGCCGAUAAAGAUGGUUAUCGGGUGAAAUAUAAGUUAAUACGAGAACCCAUCAUGCAAAUACUUUUAGGACUGAGUCCCUCAACUUUAAAAUCAACAGCGGGUUAGAUGUAUGCAAAAUUAUAAAAAAUAUAUGUUUAAUUAUUAGUGUAUAAAUUUAAACAAUUAAAUUUAAUAAAUAACUAAAAAAAUGUAUAAUCAUCUUAUAUUAAUGAAUUAACUGUGGUUAAAAUAAACUUGCAUAAUAACAAUUUUUUACAUGUAUGUAGUUAGUGAGUCAUACAUAAGACUACAAAAUUUUAAUAAUAAUUACAACUUUUUAUAAAUAGUACCUUUAAAUAAAAAACAUUAAGAAGA
Molecule: messenger RNA, 719 nt
Organism: Lucilia cuprina (Australian sheep blowfly)
Lineage: Eukaryota; Metazoa; Arthropoda; Insecta; Diptera; Calliphoridae
Exons: 3
Coding region: 126-470 (114 amino acids)
Source: RefSeq, a predicted model, not a curated record